AUGGUCAACGUGCCAAAGGCUAGAAGGACCUUCUGUGACGGAAAGUGCAGAAAGCACACCAACCACAAAGUCACUCAAUAUAAGAAGGGCAAAGAGUCGAAAUUCGCUCAAGGGCGACGACGUUACGAUCGCAAACAAGCAGGAUUCGGUGGUCAGACCAAGCCUAUCUUCAGAAAGAAGGCGAAGACAACUAAGAAAAUUGUUCUUCGUAUGGAGUGCACUGAAUGCAAGCAUAAGAAGCAGCUUCCAAUCAAAAGAUGCAAACACUUUGAGUUGGGAGGACAGAAGAAAGCGCGAGGACAGGUCAUUCAAUUCUAA
Necator americanus (New World hookworm) is the source of this 318-nucleotide messenger RNA. RefSeq lists its product as uncharacterized. Gene Ontology annotation, cellular component: cytosolic large ribosomal subunit; ribosome. The record is from RefSeq and is a predicted model, not a curated record. Gene Ontology annotation, molecular function: structural constituent of ribosome. Lineage: Eukaryota; Metazoa; Nematoda; Chromadorea; Rhabditida; Ancylostomatidae. The coding region runs from base 1 to 318 and encodes 105 amino acids. Gene Ontology annotation, biological process: translation. The transcript is spliced from 3 exons.